Molecule: messenger RNA, 759 nt
Organism: Megalobrama amblycephala (Wuchang bream)
Lineage: Eukaryota; Metazoa; Chordata; Actinopteri; Cypriniformes; Xenocyprididae
Product: G-protein-signaling modulator 2-like
Exons: 4
Coding region: 1-642 (213 amino acids)
Molecular function (GO): protein binding; GTPase regulator activity
Source: RefSeq, a predicted model, not a curated record
AUGCGAGCCGAGGACUUCGAUGAUGAUCACUCAUUCCUCCACCUUGACUUUGGGAUCCUCCUUGUUGAGCAUGAAGGUGCUGUGCUCCUAUCUUCCCUUCAUUUCAAUCCAGCUUCAAUAAAGAUCAUCAUUGAGGGAGAAGUUGUGAUGGAAGGCAUUAAAGACUUGCCAAAAGCCAUGUGCAUUCUUUUUGGACUUGCAUACGCACUGCAUCUCAACUACCCCAAAUCAAUGAAGAACACAUUCCAGUUCAUCCAACAAUAUGAGCAGGAAAAGUCAGCUGCAACUCCAUGUCAGGAGCCGUUUCUCAGACUGUUGGCGAGUGCUCGGGGCAGGAGGUUGGACGAGCAGAGAGCAGGAACAGGAAACCUGCGCACCAUAUCCGAACACAGCAGCACUAGCAGCAGACAGAUGAUCCUCAGCCAGGUCAUGGCCAGCACAGACGCCACCGAACCAGACGACCAGUUCUUUGACAUGCUCGUCAAGUGUCAGGGGUCCCGUCUGGACGAUCAGCGGUGUACCCCUCCUCUGCCCUCCACCCGUGGCCCCACCGUCCCGGACAAAGUCUUCUUCAGCCUCAUCAUGCGUUUACAGGCCAAGAGGAUGGACGAGCAGAGAGUCACGCUGCCCUCCUGCCGCUGAUCAAACAUGCACUCCCACUUCUGAACUUCAUAUGCAGAAAUGAGCUCAUUUUAAAGGGAUAGUUCACCCAAAAAUAAAAAUUUGAUGUUUAUCUGCUUACCCCCAGGGUAUCCAAGA